CGUUUCCUUUUUUUUUUUUUUUUUUUUAAAGUACUAUUUAUUUGGAAGCCGUAACAGGAAUACGAGGCGGUCCGUCCCGGUUGGACUGCUCCUGGAGCUCGCUUUCUCCUCGGGAAGCUUCGGACUUGCUUCAAGAUGCAGGGACUUUCAGCAACUCCCGACCUCCCUGCCGCCCCCCUGCAGUACCAGUAUGGGUCAGCGGAUUACCUGUGUUCUCCGCAGCUGCUAAAAAAAGGAUCAUGUCACGAGAAGCCCGCCAUCAAACCGCGGCCCCAGCCGUCCACAUCCCCGAGACCGCCAGCUCCACAGAAACCCCAAGUGCCCCCUAAACCGGCGCACCUGCUCGCUCUCGGGCAAGACAAGAAACCCAAGAGGAUCCCGCCGGCGCCCUGCAGGCCUCUCCCGGCACCCCCGCCUCCGCCGAAACCCAAACCCAGUGCUGUGCCCCCUGCAGUGGGAGCGCAGCCGCAGAGGGAAAUUCAGAAGGUGGGGCUGCUAAUCGAGAGGUUUGAAAAUUCAAGGGUGCCCAUCUUGGGGGCACUCCCCCGCUCCCAGCUGCACCUGUGUCUUAGAAUGGACACGGCAUGUGACGUCACUUCCUCCUGUGACCAGGACACCGCGGCAAAGACAGCCGGAGAGUCCUCCGCUCCGGAGGAACCUUGCAAUCUCGCGACCUUCCCCUCCGCGGGAACCGAUGACGUGCCCGAACUGUCCUGCCUCUCGUCCAUGCAAAUGGACGGCUCGGAUGACACCGCGUUGGACGUGGAGGUGGACAUAACGCACGGUGACGGUUGCCUUGAUGACGGGGAGCGCGACGAGGGCUCCUCGCACGGGUUUGCGGACAAUCCGGACUCCUCGGAGCAGAUAAAGAUCCCUAAUCGGGACAGCGGCAUCGACAGUCCGUCCUGUGCCGCGGAAGGGGAAGCGUUCCCCAACGAGGACGCCAUUGAUGAGGAGGAUCAUUACGACAGCGUCACGGAAACGGAGAGCGUUUCUUGUUGUGUUGCUCUAAGCAACAAGCGGGAUUCAACUCAGGAUGAGGACAGCGACUUGGACGAGGGCAGCGGUGGAGAGAUCAACUCUCUAACAGACACGCCAAGCGGGUAUCUGACCGAUGCACACACAGAGGCACAAAAAUGCUCAGAGGCGCAGAGGUUGCUGAACAUCGCCAAAGAACUCCUCCACACUGAAGAGGCCUACGUCAAGAGGCUCGACCUCCUCGACCAGGUAUUUUGCACUAAGCUCACCGAGGCCGGAAUCCCUCAGGACGUCAUCACAGGGAUCUUCUCGAACAUCUCCUCCAUCUACUGCUUCCACGACAAGUUCCUGCUCCCGGAGCUCAAGACCCGCAUCACCGGAGAAUGGAACUCCAACCCUCGUAUUGGGGACAUCCUCCAGAAACUGGCGCCUUUCAUGAAGAUGUACGGCGAGUAUGUGAAAAACUUCGACCGAGCCAUGGACUUGGUCAACACCUGGACGCAACGCUCCUCACAGUUCAAGGGAGUUGUGCAAAACAUACAGAAACAGGACGUGUGCGGCAACCUGACGUUGCAGCACCACAUGCUUGAGCCGGUCCAGAGGAUUCCCCGCUACGAGCUCUUGCUUAAAGACUACCUGAAGAAGCUGCCCAAUGAUGCGUUGGACCGAAAGGAUGCGGAAAAGGCGUUGGAGUUAAUCUCGACGGCAGCUAAUCACUCCAAUGCAGCAAUCAAGAAAAUGGAGAAGAUGCACAAACUGCUCGAGGUUUAUGAGCGGUUGGGAGGGGAGGAAGACAUUGUGAACCCGGCCAAUGAGCUUAUCAAGGAAGGGCACAUCAAGAAGAUGUCAGCCAAAAAUGGAACCGCACAAGACCGAUACCUCUAUUUGUUUAACAACAUGGUGCUCUACUGUGUGCCUAAACUCAGACUAAUGGGCCAGAAAUUCAGCGUCAGGGAGAGAAUUGACAUUGCUGGCAUGGAGGUGCAGGAGAACGUGAAGCAGAACCUUCCUCACACGUUUGCCAUUAUUGGCAAACAACGUUCACUAGAACUUCAAGCCAGGACAGCCGAGGAGAAAGAAGAUUGGAUUCAGGUCAUCCAGGCCACUAUCGAUCGGCACAAGCAAAACAGUGAGACUUUCAACAAAGCCUUCAACAGCUCCCUCUCGCGGGAGGAUGACCACGGCCCCGAAUCGCCGGGUCCUUGGUCCAACACCUCCAUCGACUCAGAUAGCGAAAGACUGCACGAAAGGAAGAGUUCACGGAAAAAAGACAAAGAGAAGCAGACAUGUAAAGGAUGCAACGAGAGUUUCAAUUUCACCAAGCGCAAACACCACUGCAAGUCCUGUGGAGGGGCCAUAUGCGCAAAGUGUUCGAAAACCUUGGACAACAAAACAAGUCGAGUGUGCCCCGAGUGUUUUGAGGCCAGCCUGAGUCUGGAGAAUCUCGGUGGUGCUGAACAGAAGAGGAAAGCAGCACCUGAGAGACAAGCAUCAUUGACAGGGGAGAACUGCCUCUUGUGUGGCCACCUCCAAGUGCAGGAGAAAGGAAAGAGUUGGACCAAGAUGUGGGUGGCGGUCACCAAGGCUGAACCACUGGUGCUGUACUUGCAAAGUAGUGGGCAGGACCUGAAGGGGGCACGAGCCGUUCCGCUACCUGGGUUCGAGGUGACUGCCCUGUUGCCGUCCGCGAGCGAGAGGCCGGAGGUCAAACACGCGAUCCGGCUCAGUCACAGUCAGCAAACUGUGCUCCUCAAUGUCCAAGAUUCGGAACUCCAGGCCAAGUGGGUGGACCUCCUCUUAAAAGCAGCUCGCGGGGAAACUGCCGCGGAUGCUUCAGCAAAUCUGAGCGAACACAGGAAGAGCCAGUAGUGGACACCACCCCCCUCCUCUCCUUCCCAUACCUCCCCCACCCCGUGCCCUGUGUAUAGAGCACACGUUACUUGAAUUCGCUUACCUUUGGCACUUUUUGUUUCUUGGUAGAGGACCACACAGUCCUCCCUGUACACCACUUCAGCCUCAUCCUCACUCACACCUCCUCUUCGCCACAAAGCCACAACAGCCUCCGAAUGCGACGUUGCGGAAGUUUGUUCCUCACCACAACCCAAGAGGAUCUUCUGAUGGACUCACGUUUUAUUUGUAUUAUAGCUCAAGAUUCCCACGUGGUUUUAAUGAAUAUUUUCCUUUGUACAUUAUCACAUUGUCCUUGUGUGUGUGGUUUUUUUUUUUUCCAUGAUGUGAAUGUGUGUGUGCGUGUGAGCCUUUGCUCCUUCCUGUGGAUAUGAAAUAUUUGAAUUUUGGUGAUAUGAAACUUCGCCGCUUCCCUGCUGUUGCUGGGGCGGAGUAGCAACGAGUUCGCCGGGUGUUUUUGUACAGUAUGUAUACUAUAUUGUGAUGUAAGGAAAAGAAACGAAAGUAAAAAUUUUAAGUCAAAAGACACUGAGGCGUGUACACGUGUGGCUGGCCACCUGAUGCUCCCACUGCCAGCUCCUGUUUUAACAGACUCGCUAUAUUUCUCUCCCCCAACGCAGUAUUUAAUUCCCGUUAUGUCUGUAGAAGUACAAUUCUCUCGCUCAUAAUUUCUGUCCUUAUAUUAUUUAGCCACAUCUUGAAGAGAGCCAUAAAUGAGCCUGAACACCCCCCCACCCCGAGUAUCUCCCGUCGUACACGUGCUAAAUAAUUCAUUUGUGUGUGCGUGUUUCUCUCUCAGCAUAGCGACACUUGACCUUCUCCUCACCCCUUUGGUGGUGUGAUGGAGAUUAAAGUACUGUACUGUUACUUUCUUAUGCCUUCCCCUCUGUACGCUGCUCCUUUAAAAAAAGUAGCAAAAAAAAAAAAUAAGAAAAUGUCGGAUCUCAUCUUGCAUGUUAAGUCACCCAUUAAGCAGUAAAAGCAUAUCAUCAAUAAACGGACAACGUGGUAAAUGAAGUGUAUCCUUCUGUCCGACAACCUGUGCACAUGUCACAAAUAUAUUUUGUCCAAAUUACAAACUCAGAAACGCUUGAUGAGAUCGAAUGGAUUUCUUAUUAAUAUGCAUGUGUCUUGGUGUACGCUGUCAUGUUUUUUUUUAAAUACACUCCAAUCACCUCU
Molecule: messenger RNA, 4065 nt
Organism: Syngnathoides biaculeatus (alligator pipefish)
Lineage: Eukaryota; Metazoa; Chordata; Actinopteri; Syngnathiformes; Syngnathidae
Gene: fgd
Product: faciogenital dysplasia
Exons: 19
Coding region: 136-2847 (903 amino acids)
Biological process (GO): cytoskeleton organization; filopodium assembly
Cellular component (GO): cytoplasm
Molecular function (GO): guanyl-nucleotide exchange factor activity; metal ion binding
Source: RefSeq, a predicted model, not a curated record